GGUCCAAGAUCUCCAGUUCCGUCAGAUCAGGCCCAGGAGAAGUCUCGUCGACUGGUUCUGUCCAUCUCCUCCAGGAGGGAGGAGUUUCGACUUCCAUUCGAACCAAGUUCAAAAGCAGGCGGCGGAGGUGGACGGUACACACCGUCUCGGUCCUCCUCCUCCUCCUUCGCCAUGCUAAAAAACCCUUCGCGGGCUUGGCUUGAAUCUUGAACGAACCUCCUGCAUCGCAGCACUGUUCAGCCAUGGCGAAAUCGCUCUCUCUCACCCACAAAUCCCUCAUCUUCCUCCGCCCAAUCGUGUCUCCUACCCCCUCUCCGCCCUCUCUCUGUAUCCCCAACACGGCCGUUCUCGCUCUCUCGUCUUCCUCGUCGUCCUCGUUUCCCUCCGCGCUGCCCCAUUUCUUCUCCACCACCUCCACCCCCUACCCUCUCCAGUACGACCUCAUCGUCAACCGCCCAACUCAGUCCUCGCUCGCCAGGACUCGCCCCCGGCUCGGCAGGCCCGGCGACGAGAGCUGCGCCCCCGAGACGGACGCCUCCGAAAAGCCCGACGUCGAGCUCGGGUUUGACGACUGGGCGGACCGGAAGCUCUCGCCGGAGGCAAAUUCCGAGAUGGACAAGUCCAAGAGGAAGUAUUACAGCAAGAGGUUGAAGAGGAUGUACGGGUCUGAUUCUGAGGACGAGAGGCGGCGGAGUGAGGCGGAGGGUGGGUUUGUGGAGUUGAAGCCUGAGGUGGCGGAGUUUCAUAGGUUGCACAAGAGAGAGGAGGAGUUGUACUUCUACGAUGCGUUCGCUUAUCCUUGGGAGAAGGACAAGCAUUACAAGAUGGUGUAUCAGCUGGAGAAGAAGUAUUUCCCCGAACAUUGCCUCGAUAAGGCGUUCGUCGAGCCUGGAGAGAGUGCUGGGUCGAAGGGAAAUGCGGAAGCCAAAGGGAAGAAGGAUAAGAGGAGGGUGAAUGAGGGUAAGGAAAAAAUGGAGGAUAAGAGGUUGGUGUUCUUUGAGGAGGAGAAGAAGGAUGGCGAUGAUUUGACGAGGGACGCUGGGAAGAAGGAUGUGAUGGAGAAGAAGGUUGAGGAGUUCUUCAAGUGUUUGAAGAAAGUCCCCGGUGAGAAAAAUGUGGUGAGUGAUGGCGAGCCUUAUGUUUUGACUAGGAGUACUGAGCUUCCUCCAAGAUGGGACGGGCCUUAUGGAACAGUGGUUUUGAUAAACAAACCCAAAGGUUGGACUUCAUUCACAGUUUGUGGGAAGCUUCGACGUCUGGUCAAAGUAAAAAAGGUUGGGCAUGCUGGUACUCUUGAUCCUAUGGCAACUGGAUUGUUAAUUGUAUGUGUGGGUAAAGCUACCAAGCUAGUGGAAACAUAUCAGGGUAUGGUAAAGGGUUAUAGCGGGGUUUUCCGUUUAGGAGAGGCCACAUCAACUUUGGACGCUGAUUCGCCAAUCAUCCAGCGUGAACCUUGGGAGCACAUCAAGGAUGGAGAUAUAAAGAGAACUGCGGCGUCCUUUCUUGGAGAGAUCUGGCAAGUCCCACCAAUGUUUUCGGCCAUAAAAGUUGGUGGAGAAAAAAUGUACGAGAAAGCAAGGAGAGGAGAAACUGUUGAACUUUCACCAAGAAGGAUUUCAAUACUCAAAUUUGACAUUGAGCGCAGCCUGGAGGACAGACAAAAUCUGAUUUUUAGGGUAACGUGUUCAAAAGGGACAUACAUCCGUUCUUUGUGCGCUGAUUUUGCAAAGAACCUCGGCAGCUGCGCUCAUUUAACUGCUCUGAAGAGAGACUUAAUAGGGCAAUAUUCUGCUGAUGACGCUUGGGACUUCAAGGAUUUAGAAGAGGCCAUUGCCAAGGGAUACUUUUAGAAUUCUUCAUUUCCUCCAUGGAAGAUCCAAUCAUCAAGAACCGUUUUCUCCUAGAAAUGAGGAGUCUUUGUGCAUGUGAUUGUUUUUGCCUUGUUCUUCCUAUCACCAUGUCUAUGCAUGUGUAGAUUCAUAGAGGAGUUUUUUUCUUUUUUUGGUCUUUUGCCGUUAUAGAGGAGAUUGUACUCCAUUUAUUGAAGUUGGAC
Molecule: messenger RNA, 2053 nt
Organism: Rhodamnia argentea
Lineage: Eukaryota; Viridiplantae; Streptophyta; Magnoliopsida; Myrtales; Myrtaceae
Exons: 9
Coding region: 243-1850 (535 amino acids)
Biological process (GO): tRNA modification; mRNA pseudouridine synthesis
Cellular component (GO): mitochondrion
Molecular function (GO): RNA binding; pseudouridine synthase activity
Source: RefSeq, a predicted model, not a curated record